This is a messenger RNA of Helicoverpa zea (corn earworm), 2186 nucleotides long. RefSeq lists its product as uncharacterized. Gene Ontology annotation, molecular function: zinc ion binding; nucleic acid binding. The transcript is spliced from 5 exons. Bases 119 to 1750 code for a protein of 543 amino acids. The record is from RefSeq and is a predicted model, not a curated record. NCBI's taxonomy places the organism in Eukaryota, Metazoa, Arthropoda, Insecta, Lepidoptera, Noctuidae.
UCGGCGGGAAAAUAAAACUGAAGAAAUAAAUGUCAAGUAGUAACGGGCGGAAGACAUGUAAUUUUAUUUACUCUCCGACACUAAUUUUCACCAGAUAACUAUUAAGUCCGCGAGCAACAUGAGUAAAUAUGGGAAAAACUUUAUCCUAUGUGGUGAGAUUGAGCAUUAUUGCUUACUAUGUCAAGAAAUAUUUCAUAGCAUUCCAGAUGUUGAAAAACAUAUUCGUUGGGAGAAGCACAGAAAGAACUUUAAAAAUCAAGUAUAUUUCCCGAAAUUUAAAAAUGACUUCAUUUACAAGAUCGGAGAUAAAUUUUAUUGCGAAAUAUGCAAUCUUGUAACUUCUAAUUUUACUGCUAUCAAAGAACACAUCAAUAGUGAGGGCCAUAAAGGUCAGAAAAAUAAUCCAAAAAGUGCAACAAAUAACUUUAAGGGCCAAUAUGAUUCUGGUGCUGUUGUCCUCAGUAACAUAACUAUAGGCAAAGUUGUGUGGAAUUCUAUUGUGGACAAGAAAUGCCUUGUUUGCAGUGAAGAAGUAAAAAAUGUUGACCAACACAUGGCCGCUGAAGAGCAUAUACUGAACUUGAUCCGGUCUAAAGUUGAAUGCAUGGAUGAGUCUUAUUUCAGAAAGAUUAAUGAACAUAUGUUCCACUGCUUCACUUGUAACAAAGUUUUCACCUCUGUAGACUUUCAUGGUCAUUGGCCAAACUGUAAAAAUGGUGAUGAAAUAAAAAAAGAUCAAUCAGAACUCCUCAAAAAUGCUCACACCAUAUUUGAUGUAUUAGGUAAUGUGGAUGCCAUGAAGGAAAUAAGGGAACAGCUUAUUGGCCCACUACAAAGCUUUUUCUGGAUUGAUACUAAAAACAACUUGGCAACAUGCAAAACUUGUAGAUUGACUGUGGCCAAUGAUUUUGGCACUUUUUUACAACACAUAGAAAAUCAUGUGUCAGAAGAAGAUCAAGCAGAGGAUGAUUCUGAUUCUGAUAAAUCAUAUGUUAAAGAGUCAACUUUUAAAGAGUCAACUGGUAAAGAGUCCAAGUAUAUGACGUUAAUAGAUAACGGGAAACGUAGGUCGGAGCUGGCUAAAUAUGGAAAACUUAACAACAUUAAGCUCAAUCACAAUGGCAGCAAAGGAUGGUGUUUUUUGUGUGACAGAUAUCUUUCGGCCCAUAUAAACAUUUUUAAACAGCAUGUUGAAGGCGCACUCCACAGAGGAAACUUAGAAUUAAAAGGUCUCAUAAGUCCUAAGCCACAUGCUCCCAGAAAAUUUAGAUCAAAAAAUAUUUUCAAGUGCAUUCUGUAUUAUUGUCCUGAUAUAAAUGAGUUAUAUAUUAAUGAAAAGUACAAUAUCAAUGUUUUGAGCUUUUUUCUGCUACGCCGAAUAGAAAAUGAUCCUCAUUUCGAGAAGACUAAAUGUUACGCAUGUUCAGAGUUAUUCCCUCAAGUUCAGGAGCGUAAACAUUGUGAGACUCAAACACACAAAAAAAACUUUCUAGCUGCUACAGUAUUGCAAGAAGACAACUCAGAAUUUAUCAGAGAAAUAAGACCAAAUUACUUUCACUGUGGAUUUUGUAAUGUGACAUUUCCUUUUAUGGAAGCCAUAGUCAAGCACACAACCAGUCUUGGUCAUCGGAUGUUUAAGAUAGAGUGCAUACGUGGGCGUUACCGAGCUUUGAAAAUUAACACCAAACAUGAAGAUGUUUAUAUGAAGGUUUUACUGCAUGGUUUUGAGUUUGAUCCUACAGAGGCCUGAAUAUAAAUUGUUGGAAUUAUUCAUAAGUCUGUAUGUAUACCAUUACUUUUUAGCCCAAGAUCCCAGGACCCAAGCUAACAGUAACUACUACUACUAGUGAACUUACCACUAUGCACACUAAUACUAUCCUUUGUCCAUCAGAAAAUAAGUAAGGUCUGGGGGACCUGGGAUCUUGAUUUGUUUUUGCUUUUUUAACUUGCUUCCUUUUGUUCACUUAGUUUUUUGUUAUAAAAAUCUAGAAAUUGUUUUGAACAAAACAAUUUUGAUUUAUAUAUUGUGUGAUGGCAAAUAAAAAUUAUAUUUUGUUGAAGACUUUUUGGCUAGGCUUUGCCAUUGUGAGAGGACAAGGUCCUCCAUAUGUUUGUUUAAUUAUUUUUCUUAACUGCUAAAAAAUAAGCAGAACUGUGAUUAUUAAAACAAAGUUUGGAUAAAAAUA